Erigeron canadensis is the source of this 734-nucleotide messenger RNA. RefSeq names its product cold and drought-regulated protein CORA-like. The transcript has 2 exons. Bases 65 to 478 code for a protein of 137 amino acids. The record is from RefSeq and is a predicted model, not a curated record. Lineage: Eukaryota; Viridiplantae; Streptophyta; Magnoliopsida; Asterales; Asteraceae.
CACACCAGUUUCCUCAUCCUAGCUACUUUCAUAUAUACAAACUCAAUUCCCCUUUUCAAUCAAUAUGGCUUCAAAAACAUUGCUUCUUCUUGCCCUAGCUUUUGCUGUGGUCCUUCUUGUUACCUCUGAAGUUGCCUCGGCUAAGAACAGUGAGCUCGAUGACCAUGGUCGUGGAGGAUACAACAACGGAGGAGGACGUGGAGGAUACAACAACGGUGGUGGACGUGGAGGUCAUGACAACGGAGGUGGACGUGGACGAGGAGGACAUGACAACGGAGGUGGACGUGGGGGACAUGACAACGGCGGUGGACGUGGGGGACAUGACAACGGUGGUGGUCGUGGUGGCGGCGGCGGCGGUGGCCGUGGAGGUUGCAGAUAUGGUUGCUGUGGUGGUGGACGCUACAACCACGGUGGGGGGUGCAGGUGUUGCUCUACCUUUGCCGAGGCAACUGCUUACAACCAAGCUCAUCAAAACUGAUCAUCACUACGUACGAAGGCAUAUAUAUAUAAUUGAGGGUAGUGAUGAACCAUAUUUUAUGUCACGUAAACAUAUAUAUGGUUCACCAUGCACUCAUGCAUGCAAUAUAUAUAUGCAAUGUUUAUGUAUGUAAUAAUUGGCAUGGCUUCUUUCGUAAGAAACAUGCAUUCAGUAUAAUGUAAAAUAAGUGAAAACCUUAUUUGAGUCGAUCUAUCUAUAUAUAUGCAUGUACUCCUUUCAUGCGUUGCAUAAUUAA